UGUAAAUUCCAAAUGACUGAGACAUCGUUUAUCAAUAUCACACCUUCAUCUGUUCAUGGCCAAUUCAGCAAAAAAAAGACAAAAGACUUAUUUUAUUACAAAACAAAACAUCCAAAUCAUAAAAGAAACAAACAAUAAGUUUAUCUGAAAUAUCUAUUUUAUUAAGGCGAAUGUACACAGUUGCGCACGAUGUGAUGUUAUUUGGCCAGGGUUAAAUCUCGGCUUAUCUCGAACUUUACAAGAUAUCCGCUGAAUGAUAUAAGUUGGACUUGAAUGUGGUCAUAUAACUUCUACGGGGAUUGGCCAACAGUGAUGUUGCCAGCUUCUUUUAUCUAAACUUGGAUGCUGAAGUUGUCAAUUUCUUGAAGGCCAUGCCAAGUUUAAGAUGAUCUGAAUUCGCUCGUCGCGCUUUCGGGAGAUGCGAAAACCUCGCACCCCAAAGGCCCUGCCCCUACCUAUCUUCAUCCUCUACCGUGCCACCUUCACAUGUAUUUUCGUUGCCGCGCUAACCUUCGUGGGCCUAAAACACCCCGAGUACACCAUUAUCCUACAUUUCAGCUACUGGAGCCUCGGCCUGACCGCCCUCUACUUCCUGGUCGGGACCCUCGCCUCCCUUUGGCACUCAACUUGCACCAAAUGCAGCGGUAGGGGAAGCUACGGCGCGCUGCUCAACAAAUCGGAUACAUCGUGCGCGUUAGAGCCAUGGGAGGACGACGAAAGCGAGCCGGAAGAUAACGAGCCCAACAUGUUGUCAUGGCAACACGAGGUGCUGUGGGUCCUUCAUACGAUCUCAAUCGACUCGUCACUAGUACUAGUGGUCGCGUACUUCUCCAUGUGGUACGACCCAGAUGUAAACACGGUCAGCGGUCUGCUCGAUAUCCCGCACCACGCGUUUCCCUUCAUUUUAUUGGUAGUUGAUGUCUUCGUGAGCGGGAUCCCUGUGCGUAUUCUACACGUGAUCUACGGUAACGUCUUUGGCGCUGCCUAUGUGGUGUUCUGCCUGGUGUACAUCAUCACUGAAGUCCCGGAUAUGCGAUCGGAUCCCCGCACCUACCCCUCCCUGAUGUUCAGUGAUCGUCCUGUAAUCUACACGGCGUGGUUGUCUAUCUUCAUUCUUGGCGGGUUUUUCGUGUCGCAGUGUUUGUUCUAUUUGUUUUACAAGAUAAGGGUCAGUCUGGCGAUCAAGCCAAACAAACUCUAGAGUUCUGUACGCAAAAAAACAAUAGAAGUUUGUUUGUAAAUAUCCUAUUUAGAAAUACUGUCCGCGUAAAAAGGCAAAUGACAAUGACAGUUCUACGAACGGACGCACAGGCAUUUUGCAAAACCUUUAGAGAUUUUUUCAAAAAGAAAAGGCAGUUGUUUGGCCUCUAGUGUGGUACGCGCACCAUCUCGGCUCGCCCACUCCAAGCCAGCACCCUGCGCAAUGGUGCUGUCUUACGACGCCUACUUAUCACCGUUAAUCUUAUGAAUGAUAAUAAGAACCUUUGGUAGUUUCUUGAUGUUACGGAGCACCAGCACCAAAAACACAAUGGAACAAAAGCCAAAACCAAAGACCUUAGAACGAGACAAUGGAAUUCGAGGUAUCGAGGUAGAUCGAUCUUAAAACUGCCAUUUGCAAAUCACGUUUUAGCUUAGUAAAGAUGUGACAGGUAUUUAUAUAUAUAUAUCGACGCCAAUAUCAAGAAUGUAGCAACUCGAAUAAGGUAUAGUCUAGUACAUCACAUUUAUCCGAAAUGUCACAAGGGAUGCAGGGCACGUAACAUGGGGGAGGUGGCGCAAUACAGAAGCAUUAAGAAAAUAUUGGGGAGGAAGGGGGGGGGGGGCGUACAGCUAUGCCUCUAUUGGUCGUUUUCUUAUAAUUUUUUAAAAUAUUGAGAGGGAGGGGAGGGUACGUGCCCCCAGUGCCCCACCCCUUGCUACGGCCCCGAGGUGGGAGGGGGUUCCUUAUCAAAACGCGUUUCCUAUAAUAUGGGCGCUACUCGCCUCGUGACUCCACAACAUUGUGAUCUUAACACAUUGACCCCUCAACCGGCCUGUACCGGCUUUGAGAAGUACCCACAACCCAAAAGAUUCAUAAAUGCAAACUAAACACGCGUUUCCUAUAAUAUGGGCGCUACUCGCCUCGUGACUCCACAACAUUGUGAUCUUAAGAUAACGCAUAUCGUGGUGUAUUCGCCAUUCUUACGUUGUGCCGCCCCGAUGAUUGGGUCGAAACGAUAAGCGAACAGCAUGUUGGGAUGAUUCGAUUUUUGCGCAACAUAAAGUUGGCUAAUGAUAAAAACUAAAAUAAAACUAUUAGGAAUUUAUUAAAUGAAUUGCAUCUGCUAA
Molecule: messenger RNA, 2328 nt
Organism: Nematostella vectensis (starlet sea anemone)
Lineage: Eukaryota; Metazoa; Cnidaria; Anthozoa; Actiniaria; Edwardsiidae
Product: protein rolling stone
Exons: 3
Coding region: 419-1201 (260 amino acids)
Cellular component (GO): membrane
Source: RefSeq, a predicted model, not a curated record